Messenger RNA from Hevea brasiliensis (rubber tree), 2198 nucleotides. RefSeq lists its product as uncharacterized. NCBI's taxonomy places the organism in Eukaryota, Viridiplantae, Streptophyta, Magnoliopsida, Malpighiales, Euphorbiaceae. Gene Ontology annotation, molecular function: transmembrane transporter activity. The record is from RefSeq and is a predicted model, not a curated record. The transcript has 14 exons. Bases 365 to 1681 code for a protein of 438 amino acids. Gene Ontology annotation, biological process: transmembrane transport.
UUAAAACAACACAACAAGAGCCAGAGUUUGAAGUAAGUUUAGCCUUUACAUAGAUAUAAUAAGCAUGGUUCGUCUCUCAAACCCACGUCGUUCAUCACUAGACUUUUGUUUUCAGCAGAGAGAAAAACUAACCUCUACCUCCACUCUCCAUUUUUAGGCAUUUGCCAGAGUGAGAUUAAUGACAAAAUACUUCAGCCUAAACACAAAACACCCAACUUUCCUUUUUGUUACGUACUCAGAAUUUGAAAUGGACGUUUCUUGCGGGUUGGCUCUUUUACUUUAGCUGCUCUUUCUUUCUUUUGUUCUUGUUUUUUUUGAGCUAAAGUAAAGAAAGAAAUAAAGAGAGAGAGAGGAAGGAGAAGAUAUGGAAAAGUUAAGCCAUCUCUACUUGACAAUCUUUCUUUACAACUUCUCAAUGUUUAUGGUGGUUCCAGCCAUAACCGAUGUUACUAUGGCUGCACUUUGUCCUGGACAAGAUGAGUGCUCUUUCGCCAUCUUUCUUAGCGGAUUUCAACAAGCCAUCAUAGGGCUUGGGACACUGGUGAUGAUGCCUUUGGUAGGAAAUCUGUCGGACAAAUAUGGUAGGAAAGCUUUGCUUUCUGUACCAAUGGGUCUUGCCAUAAUUCCCUUAGCAACAUUGGCAUACAGCAGAAGUAAGUACUUCUUCUACGCAUAUUAUGUGCUCAGGACCCUCACUGCCAUGGUUUGCGAAGGAAGUGUCCACUGCCUUGCUCUCGCCUAUGUGGCAGACAGUGUUCCUGAAGGGCUGCGAGCGUCGGCGUUUGGAAUCCUUUCAGGGAUUGGAUCAUCGGCGUUCGUUUGUGGAACACUAUCUACUCGUUUCCUCUCCACUGCCUCCACUUUCCAGGUUUCGGCCUCAGUGGCAAUAGUGGCCUUAGUGUACAUGAGGGUUUUCCUUCAGGAUUCAAUCGUUGAUGGAAACCUGUCUACACCAAUACUCUCCAGUGGAAAGAGAAAAGUUGAUGCGAUUGGAAAUUCAAGUAAGAAAGUGCAGAUUUUUAAAACCAUGCCUUCCUUGGAGGAUAUGCUUUGCUUGCUUAAGAGCAGUGUUACUUUGUCACGAGCUGCUGUCGUUGCGUUCUUCAUCAAUCUUUCGGAACAUGGCCUUAAUUCUUCGUUAAUGUACUACUUAAAGGCUCGUUUUCACUUUAAUAAGAAUCAGUUUGCUGACUUAAUGGUAAUUUCUGGGAUUGCUGGGACCAUUUCACAGUUACUUCUCAUGCCCAUACUGGCUCCUGCUUUAGGAGAGGCAAGGUUGCUCUCAAUAGGGCUCUUUUUUACAUGUGCACAUACGUUUCUUUACAGCAUUGCAUGGUCCUUCUGGGUUCCUUAUGCUGCUGCUAUGCUCUCCAUUUUGUUUGUGUUUUCACAACCAUGCAUGCGGACCAUUGUAUCGAAGCAAGUUGGGACCUCUGAGCAGGGUAAGGCUCAAGGGUGCAUCUCAGGCAUAGGUUCCUUUGCCAAUGUUGUUUCUCCCUUAGUGUUCUCUCCUUUAACAGCUUUGUUCCUAUCUGAAAGUGCACCAUUUCAUUUCCCUGGUUUCAGUAUUAUGUGCGCCGGACUUGCAUCGAUGAUAGCCUUGAUUCAAAGUACCAUGAUAAGGGUGGCCCCUCCCAUUUCAAAUGAGAGAACCAGUAAUGGCAACUACGUGGAUGCCUAAUCAUGAUAAGGUGGCUUCAAACUACAACUGUUGCUUUACACCUUCAGAUUGAGCCUUAAUAUUUUAUAGAAAACCUCCCAUCUUUGUGUAAUAGGGAAGUAGUAGAUUUCUGGGUCUAGAAAAUCUUUAAUUGAAGUUGAAACCUAGCACUAUUGGAUGUAGGAGUAAACCAACCAUUUGAUGUCGUGGGUAGCGAGUUUAUCUCAUUGAAGAGCAUUCAGAUUCACUAGAGACUCAAAAUGUCAGAGUCUAAAAUGUAGAAGUGGAUCAAUGAUCACAGUACUGGAGUCUGUACGAUGGUGUACUGUUGUCAGUUUUAUUUUAAUAGUUGGCAGUCCAUGGUAUUUGCUACGUAUGGCAAGAAAUGGAAAUGCUCUGUUUAUUCGUGUUCGCCUCCAAGAAACUAAGAGGUGGGAGUACUUGUAAAAUUACAUUGUUGGCAUUAAGUCAAUGGUUAACUGGGGAAGGGAAAAUUCUGAAAAAUAAAUUUGUUGGGGAAGGAAAAAUUCUUCUUCUA